Paramisgurnus dabryanus is the source of this 3127-nucleotide messenger RNA. The record is from RefSeq and is a predicted model, not a curated record. Lineage: Eukaryota; Metazoa; Chordata; Actinopteri; Cypriniformes; Cobitidae.
GCGACAUUAACAUGGAAGUUCAGAGAGGACUGAGAUUUACACACAUAGCGCGCAGAGAAUAACAAUUCAACUGUUAACCAGACCAACCAAACGUAUUUAAACUAGUUUAUCUGGAAGAAGGGCGUUUUUCUGAAGUAAUGAAAAUGCUGGGCAUGUACGUGCCGGAUAGAUUCGCGCUGAAGUCCUCUAAAGUUCAGGACGGGAUGGGGCUGUACACUGCCAGGGCAGUCAAGAAGGGCGAGAAGUUCGGUCCGUUUGCAGGUGAAAAGCGUAUGCUGAGUGACUUGGAUGAAAGCAUGGAUCCUCGAUUGAUGUGGGAGGUUCGAGGGAGUAAAGGAGACGUGCUGUAUAUACUGGACGCCAGUAAUCCUCGUCAUGCCAACUGGCUUCGCUUCGUCCACCAGGCCCCAUCACAGGAGCAGAAGAAUUUGGCUGCCAUACAGGAUGGAGAGAAUAUCUUUUAUCUUGCUGUGGAUGAUAUUGAGACGGAUACAGAGCUUCUUAUUGGUUACCUGGAUAGUGACAUGGAGGAGGAAGAAGAGGACAACGAGGAAGAUGAGGAUAUCAAAGAUGAAGAUGAGAACAGUAAAGAUAGCAAGCACCUCAACACAGAAACAGAUCUGGUGAUUAAGAAAGAAGAUUACCCAUGUCUGUUAUGCGAGAGCAGCUUCCCAAGUGAAGAUGUGUUAGCUGAACAUCUGCAAAGUCUUCAUCAGAGAGGAAGUGCAGAGGACAAAGAGUUUAAAUGUCGCUCCUGUGGUAAAGAGUUUCCUGUCAAACAAGCCCUACAGCGCCAUGUUCUUCACUGUACAGAGAGCUCGGGGACAACAGGAGACCCUUCAGCGGUUCAUCAGUGUGCCUUGUGUCAAAGCACUUUCUGUUCUGAGUCCAGCUUUGAGCAGCAUAAAGAAGCAUGUAAAGGAGAUGGCAGAUUCAUCUGUAAGGCUGACAGCUGUGGGAAAAGAUUUAAGAGUAAAGACGCCCUGAAGAAACACAAAGUCAAUGUCCACACAGGGAGCGCUCGCAGGAAGUUGAUAUGCACCAUCUGUAAUAAGAAGUGCUCAUCCUCACUCAACCUGCAGGAGCACCGCAAGAUUCAUGAGAUAUUUGACUGUACUGCCUGCGAUAAAAAGUUCAUCUCCACAAAUCAAUUGAAGCGGCACAUGAUCACACAUUCCGAAAAACGUCCGUACACCUGUGAGAUCUGCAACAGAAGUUUUAAGCGUCUGGAUCAGGCCACGGCUCAUAAGAUCAUCCACAGCGAAGACAAACCGUACAAGUGUAAGCUGUGCUGGAAAGAGUUCGCCCACCGUAACGUCUACAAGAACCAUAAAAAGACUCAUUCAGAGGAGAGGCCGUUCCAGUGUGAAGAAUGUAAGGCCCUGUUCCGCACGCCGUUCUCCUUACAGCGCCACCUCUUGAUUCAUAACAGUGAGAGGACGUUUAAGUGCGACCAGUGUGACGCCACUUUCAAACGUAAGGACACACUCAACGUGCACAUUCAGGUGGUGCAUGACGGACACAAGAAGUACAAGUGUGACCUAUGUGAGAAGGCUUUUGUCACGCCCUCCGUGCUUAAGAGCCACAAGAAGACCCAUACAGGAGAGAAGGAAAAGAUCUGCCCAUAUUGUGGACAGAAGUUUGCCAGUAAUGGAACUUUGAGAGUGCACAUCCGCAGUCACACAGGUGAACGGCCGUAUCAGUGUCCAUACUGUGACAAGGCCUUCAGCAAGAAUGACGGUCUUAAGAUGCAUAUACGUACACACACACGGGAAAAGCCGUAUAAAUGCAGUGAGUGCAACAAGGCCUUCAGUCAAAAACGUGGAUUGGACGAACACAUGCGCACACACACCGGCGAGAAGCCCUUCCAAUGUGACGUGUGUGAUCUGUCCUUCAGUCUGAAGAAGAUGUUGAUCAGACACAAGCUGACCCAUAACCCAAACAGACCCAUGGCUGAAUGCUCCCUGUGUCACAAGAAGUUCACACGCAACGACUACCUCAAAGUUCACAUGGAGAACGUUCACGGAGAGACGGAGGGAUAGACAAUCAUGUAUGAUACGCAAGCCAUAUGUAACACAGUUAUACAAAUGAUGUGGACAUACAGUAUAGUAUACAAAACACACGUUUACAUGGAUCUGUUUUUCACACUCAGGUGUGUCUGGAUGUUCCAAAUAUCUACAUGAUCACUUAUCUACCACAUCAUAGUUCAUUCCCUUCAUCAUUGACAUUAAACACAAUAUCAUACAAUCAGAUCAUUUAUUGAGCAGAGCUUUAUAUUGUAGAGAAAUCAACAUUAGCAUGGCAGUGUGCAAUUGUACAGAAAUUGAAAAACUAUAUGCAUAUUAUUGUUUUGUUUACUUUUUUAUAAAUGUUUAUUAAAGUUUUUUUAAAGUGCGUGACCAAAGAAAAUGUCUUGCCAAUUUUCAACAAUCCUUUAAAGUUCAUUGGUUUACAUGUUUCCAUUACAUUUAAAUGUAUAAAUCAGUAUUUGUCGUUUUAUAUUGUCAGUAUUACAUCAGGUUUACAUGUGGCUUUUAUUUGACAUCUUGUGGUUUUAAUUUGGGAAGUUUAUUACACUUUUAGGUUUUGUUUUGAGGAAUGACUUAUGUGGUCAGUCUGCUGUUUAAUUUUUUGUCAGCAGAAGCAUUUUAACCACCUUGCCCCUACCACUCGUCGUAUAUAUUACAGGAUAUACUGGAGUACAAAAGAACCGUCUGUCUUCUCACAUCACUGUUUGCUUUUGUUCAUAAUAAACAGUAGGAUUUUAGUAAACUGGUGUUAGAGGAAUCAGAUGUGCUUUGAUAUGUUUUUUAAAGAUGGUUACCGUUGUGAAUUACUCCGUAGUUAAAUGCACUUUUCUAAAACCAAACUCUAUAGUGCCACACUAAACUCCUCCAUAUGGAAGAGGCAGUGCUAUAAUAAACAUGCCAGGACUUCAAUAGUCAUCAUAGUCCUCUACAGUACUGUACAUUGCAGAGCUGAGCUGCUCAUUUGGGUAAUGCAGGUUCAAGUCUGGCAUGCAACAAGUCUGGAUUCCAUUGCUUCUUUCUUUGAUAUCAUCUUGUCAUUCAUGACCUGUCUAAAACCAAAUAAAAAAGACCAAAUAAAUAAACUGAUAUAGAGAUGA